GGUGCGAGAGGCGAGAGGGUGUCCAGAUCAGCGAGAGGCGAGAGGGUGUCCAGAUCAGCUAGGGCGAUGUUUCUACAAGGAAUGGAAGCGGUUUUGGUCGCUGCUGUAGUGGCCUACGCGUCAGCCAGUCCGGCGCUGCGGCAGAGUUCCUGUGGGGGGGAGGUGACCCUACAAAACGGAGAAUCCAUUUACUUCACCUCGCCUAACUUCCCCUUCCCCUACCCCAACGAUAUCAGCUGCCUGUACCUCGCCCAGUCUCCGCCGAGGACCGCCAUCACGGUGAACUGCGCCUCAUUCAGCGUGACCCCCGCACGGGACUGCACACUGGACGUGUUCUACGUCUCGCCGACCGGAGACCGCUUCAUGUCGGACGCGCGCUAUUUCUGCGGCUCCGGCGUUGUGGACGUCACAACGGAAGGCAACGCCUUCGCUGCGUAUUUCUUUUCUCGACCCAAAUUGUCUUACAACUUUUAUCGUGGCUUUCGUUGUCUCCUGUCUGUAGUGCCUAAAGACCAGAGCUCGGGGCAGACUACAACCAACGCGCCUCCGUCGACCACCGCUCGCGGCCCCCAGCCUACGACUGUCUUCCCCGAGACUAGCCCGCCGGGCGACUGCGAGUGUGGGCGUCGCAGCGCUUCGAGGAUUGUGGGCGGGGAAGAAGCCACGCCCAACGAGUGGCCAUGGCAAGCGGCCCUUCGCUUCUCUUCUAACGGCGAAGUCUUCUGCGGCGCGACCCUCGUGCAGGACAGCUGGUUAGUGACCGCCAGCCACUGCGUCGAGCAGUUCGACAAGAAGGACAUUUUCGUCAGCCUGGGCGACCACAUCUACAACCAGAACGCGGACACGCAGUAUGAGCAGCACAUAACCAUCCAAGAAAUAAUCAUGCACGAAAACUACGACCCACUUACCGUCGACAACGACAUCGCUCUCCUCCGUCUGAGCGGCCCCGUCCAGUACAGCCCCGGCGUCGGCCCCGUCUGCCUGCCCUUCCAGUUCGCCGCGAAGGACUUCCAGGGGGAGAACGCCAUUGUGACGGGCUGGGGCACCAACGUCUUCCACGGCAGCGUCAACGAGGCUCUGCACGAGGUGGAGCUGCCCAUCAUCUCCGAAGCCGAAUGCAAGGACUUCCUCCCGGGGGCCAUAACCAGCAACAUGAUGUGCACGUACGACCCGGGCCACGACGCCUGCCAGGGAGAUUCAGGUGGGCCGCUCGUGUGGGCGUGGCAGGGGCGGCACUACCUGGUGGGCGUGGUGUCCUGGGGGAGGUCAUGCGCUGAAGUAGGGUUGCCGGGAGUGUAUGCGAGGGUCACCAAUUACCUCGAGUGGAUAGAGGCAAAAACGGGCGGUGGAUUUUGCUAUCCUUAAGGCGUCUUCGUCUUAAAACUUCUGAGCUUGAUGAGAUAUCGAAAAAUAGACAGAAAAGAUACAUAUCAUUCAGAGUCAUUAAAGAUUUCAAUUGUUUCAAUGUUAUAUCUAAAUCAUAAUAAAACGUCACUUCUU
Messenger RNA from Penaeus monodon (black tiger shrimp), 1500 nucleotides. RefSeq names its product trypsin-1-like. NCBI's taxonomy places the organism in Eukaryota, Metazoa, Arthropoda, Malacostraca, Decapoda, Penaeidae. The record is from RefSeq and is a predicted model, not a curated record. Bases 67 to 1365 code for a protein of 432 amino acids. Gene Ontology annotation, biological process: proteolysis. The transcript has a single exon. Gene Ontology annotation, molecular function: serine-type endopeptidase activity.